Messenger RNA from Neurospora tetraspora, 438 nucleotides. RefSeq lists its product as uncharacterized. Lineage: Eukaryota; Fungi; Ascomycota; Sordariomycetes; Sordariales; Sordariaceae. The record is from RefSeq and is a predicted model, not a curated record. The transcript has a single exon. The annotation marks the transcript as partial.
GAUCUCGCAGCGCCCCAAACCAAGAGGAUGCCAGAAGAGCCCAUCAGGGACACUCCAUCGAGGAAAAGACUGAAGAUGUGCCCAGACGAGGAUCCUACGGCCAACACCCCGGCUCCAGCUCAUCAAUCUAUCAAGGACAACAGUCCCCAGAACACCAAAGCACCGCUAAACACAGCCCUUUGGAACGACACUACUCGCGAAGUCUACGAACACCUCAAAGACCGCGCGGAGAAGCUUGAAGAUGCCCCUAUCCACAGCAUGGUCGACGCCUCCUCCUCGAAGAAAGACAGCCCGAAAUCUGAUGCCCCUUCCGAGGACGGUACCCGAAGGAACAUCUACGAGACCCUCCUCGGCCGGAUUCAGUCCACAUUGAAGCAACUUCACGACCAGCAAGAGCAAGAGAAGAUGGGGCAAUCAAGUGCGGACCCUACCUCCAGU